GAUCCAAAUCCACUUGCUCAUAAAUAACCAAUUAGCUUCUGUCUUACUUCCAGUGGCUCACCUUUAGGGUUUUAUGCCAAAAUUUUCCCUGACCUGAUUACUCUGCAUAUGAAGCCAAUGAAAAUCUCCAUCCUAAUUUUCCUACUAUUUCUCGCCAUCCAAACGGUCCUUUCCUGGAAGAAAGAGGAGUUCCGGAACUGCAAUCAGACUCCCUUCUGCAAGCGCGCUCGAUCCCGCAAGCCCGGCUCCUGCAACCUGAUAGCUCAGGACGUCACCAUCUCACAUGGUGAACUCACUGCCAAGCUCCUUCCUAAAAUUCCACAAGGUCAAGAUCAAGAUCAAGCCAAGCCGUUGAUUCUUUCCAUCUCAGUCUACCAGAAUGGAAUUAUGCGACUUAAGAUUGACGAGGAUGCGUCUCCCAAGAAGCGGUUUGAAGUCUCCGAUGUUAUUAUCUCAGAAUUUGAGAGCAAGAAGCUCUGGUUACAGAGAGUUUCAGAUGAGAGGAGCGAUGGUGAUGCGGACUUGUCUUCAGUGGUCUUCUUGUCUGAUGGCUACGAGGCGGUGCUCAGGCACGAUCCAUUCGAGGUUUACGUUAGGGGUGAACAAGGUAACCGACGCAUAGUUUCUUUAAAUUCCAACGGGUUGUUUGAUUUUGAGCAGUUGAGAGAUAAAAAAGAGGGUGAAGAUUGGGAGGAAAGUUUUAGAGGACACACUGAUACAAGGCCGUAUGGUCCACAGUCGGUUAGUUUCGAUGUCUCUUUCUAUGGAUCUGAUUUUGUUUAUGGAAUACCUGAGCAUGCUACUAGUUUUGCGCUGAAACCCACUAGAGGACCUGGGGUUGAGGAAUCUGAACCGUAUAGAUUGUUUAACUUGGAUGUGUUUGAGUAUAUUCAUGAUUCACCAUUUGGGCUUUAUGGAUCUAUUCCCUUCAUGGUUUCUCAUGGGAAAUCGGGAAAAAGUUCUGGAUUUUUUUGGCUGAAUGCUGCAGAGAUGCAGAUUGAUGUGUUAGCAAGUGGAUGGGAUGCUGAGCCUCAGAUUUCAAUGCCCACAUCACAAAGUAGGAUUGAUACUUUUUGGAUGAGUGAGGCUGGGAUUGUGGAUGUGUUCUUUUUUGUCGGACCAGGGCCAAAGGAUGUUAUAAGACAGUACACUAGUGUGACAGGUACCCCAUCUAUGCCACAGUUGUUUGCCACAGCUUAUCAUCAAUGUAGGUGGAAUUACAGGGAUGAGGAGGAUGUAGAGAAUGUUGAUCUUAAGUUUGAUGAGAAUGAUAUUCCAUAUGAUGUUUUAUGGCUUGAUAUUGAACAUACUGAUGGCAAGAGGUAUUUUACAUGGGAUAAAUUGUUAUUCCCGCAUCCAGAAGAGAUGCAAAGGAAGUUGGCAGCAAAAGGUAGACAUAUGGUUACAAUUGUGGAUCCGCAUAUUAAGAGAGAUGAGUCAUUUUCCUUGCACAAAGAGGCAACCCAGAAGGGGUACUAUGUCAAGGAUGCAUCAGGCAAGGAUUUUGACGGGUGGUGUUGGCCUGGUUCUUCAUCUUAUCCAGAUAUGGUAAAUCCAGAGAUAAGGACAUGGUGGGGUGAGAAGUUCUUCUAUGAAAAUUAUGUUGGUUCAACUCCUUCAUUAUACAUUUGGAAUGACAUGAAUGAGCCUUCUGUCUUUAAUGGACCAGAGGUGACAAUGCCUAGAGAUGCUUUACAUCUUGGGACUGUUGAAAGCCGGGAGUUACACAAUGCCUAUGGAUAUUACUUUCACAUGGCGACAGCCGAUGGACUUGUAAAGCGUGAAGAUGGAAAGGACAGGCCUUUUGUUUUGUCAAGAGCAUUCUUUGCUGGAAGUCAAAGGUAUGGAGCAGUCUGGACGGGUGAUAACACAGCAGAUUGGGAUCAGCUAAGGGUCUCAGUUUCGAUGAUUUUGACACUUGGUCUUACUGCAGUGACAUUUUCCGGUGCAGAUGUUGGUGGCUUUUUUGGCAAUCCUGAACCUGAGUUAUUAGUUCGUUGGUAUCAACUAGGUGCUUACUAUCCUUUCUUUAGGGCUCAUGCUCACCAGGACACUAAAAGACGAGAGCCCUGGUUAUUUGGUCAGCGAAAUAUGGAACUUAUAAGAGAUGCCAUACGUGGUCGUUACAUGUGGCUUCCAUAUUUUUACACAUUAUUUAGAGAAGCAAACGUUUCUGGUGUUCCUGUUGUGCGUCCUUUAUGGAUGGAGUUCCCGACUGAUGAAGCAACUUUCAGCAAUGAUGAAGCUUUCAUGGUUGGGAAUAGUCUUUUGGUACAAGGGGUCUAUACUGAGCGGGCUAAAUAUGCAUCAGUGUAUUUACCUGGAAAAGAAUCAUGGUAUGACAUUAGAACUGGAACUGCAUAUGAGGGAGGCACUACCCACAAGCUUGAAGUAUCAGAAGAUAGCAUUCCUGCUUUCCAAAGGGCUGGAACCAUUCUACCAAGAAAAGAUCGGUUCCGACGGAGCUCCACACAGAUGGUCCAUGAUCCUUAUACACUGGUGAUAGCCCUGAACAGCUCCCAAACAGCCGAAGGUGAACUCUAUCUAGAUGACGGGAAGAGCUUUGACUUUAAGCAGGGGGCUUAUAUCCAACGCCACUUUGUGUUCUCAAAUGGGCAGCUUACAUCUUCAAAUAUUGUACCCACUCGUGGUGAAUCUAGUUUUUCUACUGACUGCAUUAUCGAAAGGAUUAUUCUCCUUGGACAUUUGCCGGGACCUAAAAUUGCUCUUAUUGAACCUGGAAAUCAGAAGGCAGAAAUUGAAAUGGGACCACUUCGACUGGGAGAACAUGCUGGCCCCGCUGCUGUAACGAUUCGCAAGCCUGGAGUGAGGAUUGCAGAUGAUUGGACCAUAAAAAUUUUGUAAGAGCAUAUAACUUUCUCAAAUUUCUGUUCUGUGGAAAGAGUAAAAAACUCUUUGUUCUUGGCAAGUAGUUCGCUAUAAUUGCAAGAUGGCAAAGUACAAGUACAAAACCUACUUUUAUAAAUCAUUUUGACAGAAGUCUGGUUUGGUUGAUUUGUGUCUCCUCGUUCUCAUGAUUCUUUAACUUAAUACUUCUAGUAGUUGUUAAGAGUAUGCCGAGCCAAUUAUCAUGGCUUAAUAAACUAAUUAGGGUCUU
Molecule: messenger RNA, 3118 nt
Organism: Rubroshorea leprosula
Lineage: Eukaryota; Viridiplantae; Streptophyta; Magnoliopsida; Malvales; Dipterocarpaceae
Source: the annotation of a GenBank genome assembly